Messenger RNA from Penicillium arizonense, 1956 nucleotides. RefSeq names its product putative C6 transcription factor. Gene Ontology annotation, biological process: regulation of DNA-templated transcription; DNA-templated transcription. The coding region runs from base 1 to 1956 and encodes 651 amino acids. The record is from RefSeq and is a predicted model, not a curated record. NCBI's taxonomy places the organism in Eukaryota, Fungi, Ascomycota, Eurotiomycetes, Eurotiales, Aspergillaceae. The transcript has 4 exons. Gene Ontology annotation, molecular function: DNA binding; zinc ion binding; DNA-binding transcription factor activity, RNA polymerase II-specific.
AUGGAGGCCUCUACUCCACUGAAACGGUCUGCCGAUGACGACUUGGAGUCUCCCCGAGAGAGCAAUCGUCGGUCUGUGCCCAAGAUUUCCAAAGCUCGUGCCUGCGCCGAGUGUAAGCGCCAUAAGAUUCGCUGUGAGUUCCGACCGGGCGAGACAACCUGUACGAAAUGUAUCCGCAGCGGUAUCAAGUGCGUCGUGAACGACUUUUCGCAGAAAUUCGUCGACGAUGAUGGGAUAUGGAAAUCCCAGGCGAAUGCGACAAUGCAUCAGCUGCAGGCAGCUGUCUCGCACCUCUUGCGACAGGGUGGACUGCCCGAGCUCUCAACAUAUCCUUCCGGGGACAGUCAGAAUGGCCCCAGUCCCGCUGCUUCGCACCAUGCUCAGCGUCCCUCGAUUGAUAGGUCGCAGACACAUACCAGUCAUCAGGAGGGGCCGGGGGUAGUCAUGGAUGUCACUCGGGAACCGUCGCCAGAGCAGGACCUCCAGAACCCAGAAUUGGUGCCGGCCCCCAUGCGCAGCUUAUACGAAGUGACCAAACUACGGAAUCUGAGAAAUAAUCAUGUCGAGGCACCCAAGCAGACAUUGCUAGAGGAGGAUUUCAUCUCGCGCGGGUUAAUUUCGCUCCAUGAAGCGGAGGAAUUAUUCGCCUACUUCAGCCGCACCAUGAACCAGCUACUCUGGGGUGGGAUAAUUCUAGUCCAUCGCGAUCUAACAUCGGUCCGUCGCGCUUCGACGUUGCUCUCCGCUGCCGUUUUGACUGUCGCAGCACUUCACAUUCCGAAUCGCACUGAGACGUUGAACCGGUGCUAUGGCGAGUAUGUCUCGCUCGUAUCCACUAUGGCCCUUACGCGAGCCCACACGUUGGAUGAUAUCCGUGGGCUUUGUGUGGGCGCAUUUUGGCUGUCAGAGUUGAGCUGGAAGCUAUCUGGCCAUGCAGUGCGAAUCGCGACCGAGAUGGGCCUUCAUCAGAGUUACCAGCGCCUGACCCGCGGACACACGGAUCAGUAUGAGCGCGCCCAGCUCUGGUACUUGCUUUAUGUCUGCGAUCAUCAUUUUAGUAUUGCCUACGGUCGGCCACCCGUGAUCCACGAGGAUGUAGUCAUUCGCAACUAUGAGACCUUUCUCGCGCUGCCCAUGGUCGUGCCAGGAGACAUUCGGCUUCUAGCUCAAGUGGCCCUAUUUAUGAUUCUGACCGAGGCUUAUCGCAUGUUCGGUAGCGAUACUGAACAAGCGUUGACUGAGGAGGAUUUUGGACAGUUGCGCGUAUACAACGUUGCGGUUGACCAGUGGCGGCUCCUUUGGCAACCUCGAUCUGCUGAUAGCGCCUAUGUGCGGACUUAUCCCUCGAAAGGAGUGGUGCUACACUAUCAUUUUGCCAAAUUCCAACUGAACUCGCUUUCCCUCCGAGCGCUGUCCCCAUCCAAUUCCCCGGUAUUUUCUAUGGAUCGCAAAGAAUCCGCCAACAUCGCGAUUUCAUCAGCGAUGGCAUGUCUCAAUAUGGUACUCGAGGAGCCCGAUAUCCGGGAUGCGAUAGUCGGCGUUCCCAUCUUUACUCACACUAUGGUUACAUUCUCUGCCGUGUUCCUAUUGAAGGUCGCCAUCAACUGGAACACAUCAUACCUCAGUAUCAACGCUCGCCAAAUCCGACGACUAGUCGAGCGCGUGAUCGAGCUUAUGAACUGCGUCUCUGCAGGCGAACGACAUCUAACCCGCCACAUCGCGCGCGGUUUGGGUAAGAUGCUUGAGCGCUUCGACUCGUGGGAGGCAGCCUGGCAAUUCCGAGGGAGCGAUGAGACAGCCGUCGAAGGACGCGAAGUGCCCGGAGGCGCGAACGCCAUGGCGCAGGGAUUCCCUCCGCCGGACUUAAUUUAUGGCAUGGUCGGCACGUACGGAUUCGGUCUUGACGAGAAUCUGCUUGACCCGAGCAUGGCGGAUUUCGAAUUCCUGACACAAUGA